GGCGCAGCCGGGCCGGCCCCAUCCGGCUCAGAAAGUCCCUGUCCCACCCCCCCCCCCCGUUAGGGGCGCGAUGUGCCGCCUCCCGGGGCUGGUGGUGUUUGACCUGGAUUACACCCUGUGGCCCUUCUGGGUCGACACCCACGUGGACCCCCCCUUCCAGCGGGACAGGGCCGGCUCGGUGCUGGAUGCCCGCGGCCGCCCCGUCUGCCUGUACCCCGAGGUGCCGGCUGUGCUGGAGCGACUGCAGGGCCUGGGCGUCCCCAUGGCAGCCGCCUCCCGGACGGGCGAGACCCGCGGCGCCAUCCAGCUGCUGGAGCUCUUCAGCCUGCGCCGCUUCCUGCGCUGUGUGGAGAUCUACCCCGGGGGGAAGAGCGCCCACUUCCACAGGCUGCAGCAGGACACCGGGGUCCCCUUCGCCCAGAUGCUGUUCUUCGACGACGAGGAGCGCAACAUCCGGGACGUCAGCCAGCUAGGUGUCACCUGCGUCCUGGUCCCUGAUGGAAUGACCCAGGCGCUCCUCACCCGGGGGCUGGAGGCCUUCGCUCGCUCCUGACCCCCCCAAGGGCAGAAUAAACUCCAGAGUGACUGAG
This is a messenger RNA of Mauremys mutica (yellowpond turtle), 590 nucleotides long. RefSeq names its product magnesium-dependent phosphatase 1-like. Lineage: Eukaryota; Metazoa; Chordata; Testudines; Geoemydidae. Bases 71 to 553 code for a protein of 160 amino acids. Gene Ontology annotation, molecular function: acid phosphatase activity. The record is from RefSeq and is a predicted model, not a curated record. The transcript is spliced from 6 exons.